Molecule: messenger RNA, 2811 nt
Organism: Pistacia vera
Lineage: Eukaryota; Viridiplantae; Streptophyta; Magnoliopsida; Sapindales; Anacardiaceae
Exons: 10
Coding region: 606-2687 (693 amino acids)
Source: RefSeq, a predicted model, not a curated record
CAUAAACACAACAGCACCAAACAGAGAAAGCUUGUUCGUGAUAAAUCAAAGUUCUUUAAACGUAUCUCAAUCUACAGCGCCUCUACGCGCCGAAUCUUUGAGACUUUACCCAACUCGCUUCUUUUUUAGUUUUCAAGGAACCCCAGUUCACGCCAGAAUCAAUAAAGUCGAGUCGAUUUUGUACAAGUUUAUUUGGCCUCAAACUUGGUAUUCUUUGCUUUGGCACCGCAAGUCAUCUUUUGAGUUUUGCAAUUUGGCGAAAUGGGUUCGUGGCAAAUGGUUCAAUGAAGCAAACCCGGUUAGGGUUCGUGAAGUAUUGGGAAUCUCUUCAAAGCUGAGGUUGUUAGGAUUUUAGGGGUUUUGAUUCUACAUUUUUUGAGGAACAUAAACCUGAAGCAAGUCAGAGGAAUAGUGGUGAACUAGAUUGUUGGGGUUUUAGAUAAUAAGGUGUUUGGUGAGUUGUGUAUUGUGGUUUUGUGGAAGGGAUGCUGAGAUUUACAUUUUUGUUGGUAAUGUGAGAUUUUGCACCUGAAUCCACUAACUCCUAUUGAAAGUUGCGUUGUGGGUUUCAUUGAGGUUGUUUUAUAAAAGGGGAAGUUUUAGUGAUGGCUGUGUCAAGCAAAACUAGAACUAUGUUUGAGGGUCUAGUAGGAGAUGGGUCAUUCAAAUGGUUGAUUAGCAAGCGGACUUCAUUUGAUGAAGACUUUGAAGAGAUGGGGAGGUCUCCAUCUGGAGGGAGGAAUUGGAUAGCGGAGCUCUCGCCUGUUGCUAAUAUAAUUGUUCGCCGAUGCUCAAAAAUACUUGGCAUUCCCUCAAGUGAACUUCAAGAAAGCUUUAAUAAAGAGGCUUCUGAUUCAAUAAAGCAUCCAUCACGGUAUGCUAGGAACUUCUUGGAAUACUGUUGCUUCAGGGCACUUGCACUUUCUACUCAAGUAACAGGUCAUUUGGCUGAUAAAAAAUUUAGACGCCUAAUGUAUGAUAUGAUGAUAGCUUGGGAGGUCCCAGCAGCUUCAAGCCAACCUUUACUCAAUGUGGAUGAGGACGCUACGGUUGGGGUGGAGGCCUUCUCCCGAAUAGCUCCAGCAGUUCCAAUCAUUGCCAAUGUAAUUAUUUGUGAAAACCUUUUUGAGGUUCUCACAUCUUCAACUGGUGGUCGGCUUCAAUUCUCAGUCUUUGACAAGUACCUAACUGCACUAGAAAGAGCAAUAAAAAAGAUGAAGACCCAAUCAGACUCGUCUAUUCUAUCUGCCCUUCGAUCGUCAAGAGGAGAAAAGAUUCUGGAAGUAGAUGGGACAGUGACCACCCAGCCAGUUCUAGAGCACGUGGGAAUAUCUACAUGGCCAGGUCGAUUGACUCUGACAGAUCAUGCACUAUAUUUUGAAGCUCACCGUGUUGUAUCGUAUGAGAAGGCAAAAAAAUAUGAUUUAUCUGAAGAUCUAAAACAGGUUGUUAAGCCUGAAUUGACGGGUCCGUGGGGUACUAGACUUUUCGACAAGGCAGUCUUUUAUAAAUCAACUUCCCUAUCAGAACCAAUUGUCUUAGAGUUUCCUGAGCUUAAAGGGCAUACUCGUCGUGAUUACUGGUUAGCAAUUAUCAGGGAAAUUUUAUAUGUUCACAGAUUUAUAAAUAAGUUCCAUAUCAAAGGAGUUGAGCGGGAUGAAGUACUUUCAAAGGCUGUACUUGGAAUUCUAAGAGUACAAGCCAUUCAAGAAAUUAGCACUGCAAAUUCUGUACGCUGUGAGAAUCUCCUCAUGUUUAACCUAUGUGAUCAGCUUCCAGGUGGAGAUUUGGUUCUGGAAACUCUUGCAAACAUGUUAUCUGUAAGGGAAUUAGACCGGACUAACAGUUCCAGAGCUGGAGGUGAAAUGUACUCAAUCUCAGCGUUGGCUAUGAUUUCUAACUUAGGGUUUGUGUUUGGACCAAAUUCAAGUAAUCCCAAUGAGGCUGGGCUUGUUGUGGGUGAGAUAGCUGUUGGAGAGAUGAGUUCACUGGAAAGAGCUGUUAAGGAGUCUAAAAACAGCUAUAUGAAAGUUGUGAAAGCACAAGAAACAGUUGAUGGAGUUAAAGUAAAUGGCAUUGACACAAAUUUGGCAGUCAUGAAGGAAUUACUUCUUCCUGUUAUGGAAGUUGGACAGUGGCUUCUUUCUCUGGCAUAUUGGGAUGAUCCUUGGAAGUCUUCAGUUUUCUGUUUGGUUUUUGCAUUUAUCAUUUGCUGGGGAUGGCUGGGUUAUGCUUUGGCAUUGAUGCACAUCUUUUUCGCGAUCUUUAUGAUACUCACAAGAUUCUUUAACCAAGGCAAGCCUGUUGAUGAAGUUAAAGUAAUAGCACCACCACCUAUGAACACAAUGGAGCAGCUCUUGGCUGUUCAAAAUGCAAUUUCUCAAGUUGAACAGCUCAUCCAGGAGAGCAAUGUCUUUCUUCUUAAGCUGCGUGCCUUGCUGCUCUCGAUUUUUCCUCAGGCAAGUGAGAAAUUUGCACUUACCCUUUUGGUAACAGCAUUGAUUCUGGUCUUUGUGCCCUGUAAGUACAUAGCUGCACUGAUAUUUUUGGAGACAUUUACUAGAUAUUCUCCUCCAAGGAAAGCAAGCACGGAGAGAUGGAUGAGGAGAUUGAAAGAAUGGUGGUUCAGCAUACCGGCGGCACCUGUAAUUCUGGAAAGAGAUAAGGAAGACAAGAAGAGGAAGUGAAAGUACAUUUGUACAAGUACAUGUUUGUAAAGUAAUGUUUUGUUGGUUACCACUGUCUCAGUUGUGAAGUGUAAAUUUCAACAAUAAUAUGAAAGAAGAAACAUAAUAACCCACAUCAAUAAUA